Molecule: messenger RNA, 4946 nt
Organism: Esox lucius (northern pike)
Lineage: Eukaryota; Metazoa; Chordata; Actinopteri; Esociformes; Esocidae
Product: loricrin-like
Exons: 3
Coding region: 1862-3934 (690 amino acids)
Source: RefSeq, a predicted model, not a curated record
UAUACAGUUAAAUUACGUUUAUUGUUGCUGUCAAAGGAAGAAUGAGCCAUGAAUUGCACUUUCUCCAAGAGAGAGUGAAUCUGUUUUGGAUUGGUCGUUACCAUCAUUGGAAAGGUAGUGAUAGCUGUCAAAAUUUCACCAUUUACAAAAUGUUGUCAAAUACAAAAGGUUUGUCAAAUUCCUUGGGAAGCAUAGUUGGACAGUAGUCUUCAAGCCAUGGCACACAUUUUCAUUUGGAUUUAACUCGAGGCUCUGACUGGGCCACUCAAGGACAUUUACCUUGUAAUUCCCUUGCCACUCCACUGGCUGUGUCAUGCUGAAAGUUUACUGUCUACUGUUAUAGUUUCAGGUUUUUUUGCUUCUUCUGUGCAUUGCUCUAUUUUCCCUUCCCCAAUUCAACACAGGUGGGGGCCAAAUACAUUGUUGUGUGAUUUUAAAUUAUUUUUAGGAUUGCUACUACAAGUGGGGUGAAAACUUAUCCAAUCAUGAUAAUUCAGGUUUGUAUUUUUUACAUACAACUGAGCCGGAGCCCCAUCUUCCAUACCCACAGUUGUCAGUACCUUGUCAACCAACUGUCCAUUGCCCUGUUGCUUCUAGGCUCCCUUGAGACUGAACCAGGAAAAUUACUAUGUGUACCAUUCAGCCGAAGACCAGCUGAUCUAAAAAUCAGCUGGAUACAUGUUCGCUGAUAACUUAUAUGUCAUACAUUCACAGAUGACCACCAUUAUUUUUUUAUUCAAAGGAGAACCACUGCACAAGCUAAACAGAAGCUGAGAGGAUGAAUAUUCUGGUCAAAUUUACAACCUUUACAUAGUGUAUAUUAUAUGUUAUUAGCCACUGUUUUAUCUGGCAUUGGGGCCUGAUUGUGUCAGUAUGUGAUUACCUUCAAUCUUCUGGAAAUGAUCCCAACCCUUUAAAUGGCUGUCUUUUCUCUAGUUCUCUGGAACUGACUCAUUUGACCUUGAUAAAAAAAAUAAAAAGAGACUGUAACAGGCUGAGAACCAGCCCCACUUUCUCUCUUCCAGCGUGACACUAUCCUAUAAAAAUCAAGGCUAUCACUCCGCUCUUCACUACAACAUAUGAUCACUACUGCCUCAAUUGCACCAGGAAAGAACAAAGCCACAGUAAUGGAAGGCAACAUACCACAUGAUGAAGGCAGUGCAUCUGUUAGUAACGUAACUGGUGAAGGCAGGGCAAACACUGGCAACACAUCAGGCAGUGGAAGCAUUAAAUCCAUUGGCAACAUAUCAGCCAGUGGAAGCAUUAAAUCCAUUGGCAACAUUUCAGGCAGUGGAGGCAUUACCUCGGUUGGUGACAUAUCAAGUGGUGGAGGCAUUAAAUCCAUUGGCAACAUAUUCUGCGGUGGAGGCAGUACCUCCAUUGGCAACAUAUCAGGUGGAGGCAUUAAAUCCAUUGGCAACAUAUCAGGUGGAGGCAUUAAAUCCACUGGAAAAAUAUCAGGCAGUAAAGGCAUUAAAUCCAUUGGCAACAUAACAGGUAGUGGAGGCAGUACCUCCAUUGGUAAAAUAUCAGGCAGUGGAGACAUUGAAGCCAUUGGCAACAUAUCAGGUGGUGGAGGCAGUACCUCCAUUGGUGACAUUUCAGGCAGUGGAGGCAAAAAAUCCAUUGGCAACAUAUCAGGUGGUGGAGGCAGUAUCUCCAUUGGCAACAUAUCAGCCAGUGGAGGCGUUGAAGCCAUUGGCAACAUAACAGGCGAUGAAGACUGUUUCUCCAUUGGCAACAUAUCAGGUGGUGGAGGAUAUUGGAGCCAUUGGCAACAUAUCAGGUGGUGGAGGCAAAAAAUCCAUUGGCAAACAUAUCAGGCAGUGGAGGCAGUACAUCCAUUGGCAACAUUUUGGUGAUGGAGGCAAUAAAUCCAUUGGCUAACAUAUCAGGCAGUAGAGGCAUUAAAUCAUUGGCAACAUUUCGCGUGGUGGAAGGUAAUAAAUGCAUUGGCAACAUAUCAGGCAGUGGAGGCAUUACUUCUAUUGGCGACAUUUCCGGUGGUGGAGGUAAUAAAUCAAUUGGCAACAUAUCAGGCAGUAGAGGCAUUAAAUCCAUUGGCAACAUAACAGGCGGUGGAGGCAAUAAAUCCAUUGGCAACAUAUCAGGCAGUGGAGGCAGUACCUCCAUUGGCAACAUUUCCGGUGGUGGAGGCAAUAAAUCUAUUGGCAACAUAUCAGGCAGUGGAGGCAGUACUUCUAUUGGCAACAUUUCCGGUGGUGGAGGUAAUAAAUGCAUUGGCAACAUAUCAGGCGGUAGAGGCAGUACCUCCACUGGUAACAUAUCAGGCGGUGGAGGCAAUAAAUCCAUUGGCAACAUAUCAGGCAGUGGAGGCAGUUCCUCCAUUGGCAACAUUUCUGGUGGUGGAGGUAAUAAAUGCAUUGGCAACAUAUCAGGUGUUGGAGGCAGUACCUCCAUUGGUAACAUAUCCGGCGGUGGAGGCAAUAAAUCCAUUGGCAACAUAUCAGGGGGUAGAGGCAGUACCUCCGUUGGCAACAUAUCAGGCAGUGGAGGCAUUAAAUCAAUUGGCAACAUAACAGGCGGUGGAGGCUGUACCUCCAUUGGUAACAUAUCUGGCGGUGGAGGCAUUGGCAACAUAUCAGGUGUUGGAGGCAGGACCACCAUUGGUGACAAUUCAGGCAGUGGAGGCAUUGAAGCCAUUGGCAACAUAUCAGAUGGUGGAGGCAUUAUAUCCAUUGGCAACAUAUCAGGCGGUGGAGGCAGUACCUCCAUUGGCAACAUAUCUGGUGGUGGAGGCAUUAAAUCCAUUGGAAAAAUAUCAGGUGGUGGAGGCUGUACCUCCAUUGGCAACAUUUCAGGCGGUGGAGGCAUUAUAUCCAUUGGCAACAUAUCAGGUGGUGGAGGCAAUAAAUCUAUUGGCAACAUAUCAGGCAGUGGUGGCAGUACCUCCAUUGGUAACAUUUCUGGUGGUGGAGGCAAUAAAUCCAUUGGCAACAUAUCAGGCAGUGGAGGCAGUUCCUCCAUUGGCAACAUUUCUGGUGGUGGAGGUAAUAAAUGCAUUGGCAACAUAUCAGGUGGUAGAGGCAGUACCUCCAUUGGUAACAUAUCCGGCGGUGGAGGCAAUAAAUCCAUUGGCAACAUAUCAGGGGGUAGAGGCAGUACCUCCGAUGGCAACAUAUCAGGCAGUGGAGGCAUUAAAUCCAUUGGCAACAUAACGGGCGGUGGAGGCUGUACCUCCAUUGGUAACAUAUCUGGCGGUGGAGGCUGUACCUCCAUUGGUAACAUAUCUGGCGGUGGAGGCAUUGGCAACAUAUCAGGUGUUGGAGGCAGGACCACCAUUGGUGACAAUUCAGGCAGUGGAGGCAUUGAAGCCAUUGGCAACAUAUCAGGUGGUGGAGGCAUUAUAUCCAUUGGCAACAUAUCAGGCGGUGGAGGCAGUACCUCCAUUGGCAACAUAUCUGGCGGUGGAGGCAUUAAAUCCAUUGGAAAAAUAUCAGGUGGUGGAGGCUGUUCCUCCAUUGGCAACAUUUCAGGCGGUGGAGGCAUUAUAUCCAUUGGCAACAUAUCAGGUGGUGGAGGCAGUACCUCCAUUGGCAACAUACCCGGCGGUGGAGGCAAUAAAUCCAUUGGCAACAUAGCAGGCAGUGGUGGCAGUACCUCCAUUGGCAACAUAUAUGGCAGUGGAAGUAUUGAAUCCAUUGGCAACAUAUCAGGAGGUGGAGGCAGUACCUCCAUUGGCAACAUAUCAGGCAGUGGAGGCAUUAAAUCAGUUGGCAACAUAUCAGGUGGUCGAGGCAAUAUCUCCAUUGGUAACAUAUCAGGUGGUGGAGGCAUGAAAUCCAUUAGCAACAUAUCAGGUGGUGGAGGCAGUUCUUCCAUUGGCAACGUAUCCCAUGGUCCAGGCAGCACUUCUAUUGGCAAAGUGACCAGCUGCACCAUCCAUGACAAUGGUAGUUCCGCCAAAAACUGAUCAUCAUCCUUGCUAAAAGGGAUAAAGGUUGUCAAGACCGGAGCGAUCUGGAUGGAUGUGGACAAGAUGGACCACCACCAUUUAUUAAUCACAAGUGAAACUACAGAGAUCAUCAUAGAUCUAAUGAAAGACAAAUGAAAUCACUAAUUUGUUCUUACUGCUUUGUGCUUCCAGAUUCUAAGGGUACAGCGGAAAUCAGCAAUGUAACCAUUCUAGUUUUUGACAAAUUAAUACUCUCUCAGUGUAAAUUAUCUUUGUCUGACAAAAUUGAGCAUUUCACAAGCCUGUUAGUUUACAAGGUUUUAUGCAUAGUGCCUACUGCAAAGUUUGGUGGAGGAGGGAUAAUGGUCUGGGGCUGUGUUUCAGGGUUUGGACUAGGCCCCUUAGUUACAGUGAAGGGUCCUUUAAUGCUAAAGAAUACAAAGACAUUUUUGACAAUCGGGUGUUUCCUACUUUCUGGCAACAGUUUGGGGAAGGCCCUUUCCUGUUUCAGUAUGACUGUGCCUCUAUGCACAAAGCGGAGUCCGUAAAGACAUGGUUCGAUGAGGUUGGUGUGAAGGAACUCAAGUGGCUUGCCAUAUAACUCUAUAUGGACAAGCCAUAUAACUCAACACCAGUGAAAACCUUUGUGGUGAAAUGGAACGGCGAUUGGGAUUCUGUCAGUCAGCUUCAUCAGGAAGUCCCCUGGAAUGAUUUUCCAAGUCUUGAAGUUGUUACCACAUAUGCUGAGCACUUGCUGGCUGCUUUUCUUAGACUCUAUGGUUCAACUCAUCCCAAACAUAAAAUAAAAAAUGACUUGCAUACAUGGCAUAAAUGUCCCCCUGGAGACAUCUGUGAUGGUACCUAAACUGUAUGUCUUAUGUCUUUACUCUGUGUUUUUUUUAUUCUGUUUUUAAUCAUUGAAUCUAACCUGUAUAUGUAAACUUGUAUACACAGGGUCCGGCUGUAAAAGAGACCUUGGUCUUGUUGAAAUAAAUAUUUAAUAAAUAUUUAAUGUUCCUUUUUGAAAUAA